AUGAACCAGCUGUGUCGUGUGUGUGGAGAGGCGGCCGCUGGCUUCCACUUCGGCGCCUUCACGUGCGAGGGAUGCAAGUCGUUCUUCGGGCGCACAUACAACAACGUGUCUUCGCUGGGCCGCUGCAAGAAUGGCGGUCGCUGCGUCAUCACCAAGAAGAACAGGACGUCUUGCAAAGCCUGCCGCCUGCACCGCUGUCUGCUGGCCGGCAUGAGCAAGGCGGGCAGCAGGUACGGGCGAAGGAGUAACUGGUUCAAGAUUCACUGUUUGCUACAAGAGAAGGCCGCGGCUACUCUGAACGCGGCGUCCACUCUCAAGGGGUCGCCACAGGGGGUCAGCGCGCCCUCCACAGACGACAAGACCAAGGAGGAGGAUUGCGGGGGGGCCGAAUCCCCUGAAUCCUACCUCUCCGACGGAUCGAGCGAGACAAAUAGGAUCCAAUUCCCUUUAGACGAGGGGAGUAGGAUCCGAUUCCCUCUGUAUCCCAAACUUGGUGUUCUCUCCCCGUUUUUCCUCCACCCUCCUCCUCCUCCUUCUCCUACCUCCUCCACCUCCUCCUCCUCCUUCCCUCGUCUUCCUUUCUAUCCCUAUCUCUAUCCUCUUCUCUCUGCUGCGGCCGCUGCUAGUGCGGGGCCUCCUCCUCCUCCUCCUCCUUCUCUUCCUCCUCCUUCCACCUCCCCACCUCAUCUCCUCCCUUGA
Eriocheir sinensis (Chinese mitten crab) is the source of this 699-nucleotide messenger RNA. RefSeq names its product zygotic gap protein knirps-like. Bases 1 to 699 code for a protein of 232 amino acids. Gene Ontology annotation, biological process: regulation of DNA-templated transcription. The record is from RefSeq and is a predicted model, not a curated record. The transcript is spliced from 4 exons. Gene Ontology annotation, molecular function: sequence-specific DNA binding; zinc ion binding; DNA-binding transcription factor activity. Lineage: Eukaryota; Metazoa; Arthropoda; Malacostraca; Decapoda; Varunidae.